CUUGCUCAUUUCAGGGUAUGCAAUCGAAAUAUGCCUUGGCGAUCGUGUCACUGUGGAGCACAAUUCCGUGCUGACUUCUCCACUGUGGAGUUUGCUUCACUGCGGUUUAAACAGCUGCCCUGUCCCAUCAUGAAGAUUUCAACUGUCCUCAACCAUCUAUAUCAACUCAAAUAUAGCUGAAGAGUAAACAUGAGUCUUCUGGAAGCAAGUACAUCUGACGUCGAGUCAGCAUCGUCCACCCCGCCGGAAGUGCAGCCGCUGCUGCAUCCCGAGACAGCAGUUCCUUGGAAGCCACCACCAGGCUUCGUCUGGAUCCAGCUAGCCAUCAUGUCCAAUGUUUUCCUGUCUGGAUUUGAUGGUACGAUUACUGCGUCGACUUAUGCCAUCAUCAGCUCCGAUUUCAACGCCGCCAACACUGCGUCGUGGCUCACGACUUCGUACCUCAUCACCAGCACCGCCUUCCAGCCAUUAUACGGGCGUUUUUCAGAUAUCUUCGGUCGGCGGGCUUCGUUCUUCACCGCCACUGUCACUUUCAUAAUCGGCUGUCUGGGGUGCGGGAUUGCGACGAAUGUGGUUUUCUUGAACCUCAUGAGAGCACUUACUGGCAUCGGGGGAGGGGGCUUGAUGACCAUGGCCACUAUUAUCAACUCAGAUCUCAUCCCCUUUCGUCGCCGAGGUAUGUAUCAGGCGGUUCAGAAUGUGUUGCAUGGCUUCGGGUCGAUCUGUGGUGCAUCUCUAGGAGGCUUCAUCGUGGACUCGAUUGGUUGGCGAUGGUGCUUUUUGUCGCAGGUACCGGUAGGCUUCUUAGCAUUGCUCACAGGCCACCUUGUUCUUAUUAUGCCUGCUCAGGGGAAAUACCUUGAGCAAGGACAUGACUUUCGAGCCGUGUGGCGACUCCUUGACAUUUCUGGAGCAUUAGCUCUUAUACUGGGCCUGUCGACCCAGCUGGUAGGUCUGAGUCUGGGCGGUAAUGAGCUUCCUUGGUCCAACGGGUGGGUUAUUAUGUCUUUGCUGGCGAGUUUGGUGUUCCUCGCCAUGUUCGUUCAUAUAGAAAGAAGUACAACUGCGGUUCCCCUGAUCCCACCGCACAUGUUGGCAGGGCUGCUUCCUGUGGCCACUCAGAUUGCGAACGUUUGCGUCGGAAUGGCCGCCUACGCUUUCCUCUUCACGCUACCUCUUUUCUUCCAGGUCGUGCUUAUGGAGUCACCCGCAAAGGCUGGCGCGAGACUCGCCAUUCCAUCUUUUGCUACCCCGAUUGGCGGAAUUAUCUCCGGCAUUGUGAUGUCUCGUUGGGGCAAGCUGGCCUACUUGGUUCGGGCUGGUUCAUCGCUCAUGUGCAUUGGCAAUGCACUGGUUGCGCUGCUACAUUUCCAAGACUCGGAAUGGAAAUACUUCACAUACCUAAUUCCCGCAAGCCUCGGACAGGGUAUUGUCUACCCAGGCGUCUUGUUCACAUUUCUCGCUGCUUUUGAGCAUGCAGACCAUGCCGUGUCGGCUUCCACUGUAUAUUUGGUCCGUUCAAUGGGCACCGUUUGGGGGGUCGCCAUCACGUCCACGAUUAUUCAGAAUACACUGCGCUCGGGCCUCGGGGAGGCCUUGAGUGGAAUACCAGACAAAUGGAAAAUCGUCGAGGAAAUUCGUCACUCGGUCUCCGCAAUUCACAACUUACCACCGGAUGUUCAAUUAGCUGCACGGUUAGUCUAUUACCAGGGCAUCCGACUGUCCUUCGUGGCAUCAGCCUGUUUUGGACUCGUGGCAACCGUCGCUGCGCUGUUUACUAAAGGAAAAGGCCUACAUCGCUCGCACAAUGCGUAG
This is a messenger RNA of Aspergillus saccharolyticus JOP 1030-1, 1815 nucleotides long. Its product is annotated as MDR family MFS transporter. The transcript has 6 exons. The record is from RefSeq and is a predicted model, not a curated record. Bases 190 to 1815 code for a protein of 541 amino acids. Gene Ontology annotation, molecular function: basic amino acid transmembrane transporter activity. Gene Ontology annotation, cellular component: fungal-type vacuole membrane. Gene Ontology annotation, biological process: transmembrane transport; basic amino acid transport. NCBI's taxonomy places the organism in Eukaryota, Fungi, Ascomycota, Eurotiomycetes, Eurotiales, Aspergillaceae.